Molecule: messenger RNA, 1356 nt
Organism: Anthonomus grandis grandis
Lineage: Eukaryota; Metazoa; Arthropoda; Insecta; Coleoptera; Curculionidae
Exons: 3
Coding region: 1-1356 (451 amino acids)
Biological process (GO): DNA recombination; DNA integration
Molecular function (GO): DNA binding
Source: RefSeq, a predicted model, not a curated record
AUGGCAAGUUUAAGUGAUGUAGGCCGAAUUUUAGCGGACCUACAUUAUACUUAUUCCAUUUCAAGGAGGGACCUUAUUAAAUUGACUUUAAAUAAGGAUUUAAAUGAGGUUCUUACAGCAAGUCUUAUCCAAGAAGGGCUGUUAUUUGGCUUCAACCUCAGCCUCAACCCAGCAGGAAAACUUUUACCGUCCAGCCCCGAGUUACAGAGCCAGGAGGGCGACUGGACAAAGAGUUCAAUUGAAGGCUCAGACAUCAACAUCAAUGAACAGUCGAUACUACAGAGUUUCCAGCCAAGGCAAGAGACUGCAAGGAUAUCGUCCACUGGACAAGAGGAGGUAACUCAUCAGAAUUCCGCACCCCAUGUGGAGAAACCUUUCCCUGGUGGCCGGGAGGUUAUCAGGGAAGCUCUAUCAAGGCAAGAUAUUCCAGAGAGUUCAAUAAACGUUUGUUUGUCAUCUAUUUCCCUCUCCACAUUGAAGCAAUACACUUCAGGGCUCAAGUUAUGGUGGGAAUUCUGCAGCAAUCGAAAUGUUAACCCAUAUGAGGUAUCUGUAGAAAGGGUUUUGGAAUUUUUAACCUUGUUUUUUGAGAAGGGUUCAUCCUAUAGAACCUUGAAUACAUAUCGAGCAGCCUUAGGGCAAAUAGCAGGUCCUGUUUUGGGUAAUGAUUUCCGACUUAAAAGAUUUUUUAAAGGAGUCUUUGGAGUGAGGCAACCUUUACCAAAAUAUGAAAACAUAUGGGAUCCGGGAAUUGUCUUAAAUUUCAUUCGUUCACUUGAUAAGAAUGAAAUAUUAUCUUUAGAAGUCAUUACUAAGAAAUUGGCAACCUUACUGGCCUUGGCUACUGGGCACAGACUACAGACACUAAGUUUAAUUGAAAUAGCAAACAUUUGUAUUAAAGAUGACAAAAUAGAAAUUCCUAUUCCAGGAAAGAUUAAAACAUCGAGAUUUAAUAAAAGUCAGCCCUUUUUAGUUUUGCCAUUUUUUAACUCUGAGCCUAUAGUCUGUGUGGCCAGGUCUCUUAGAACUUAUUUGGUAAUAACUGAUACUCUAAGGAGUGGUUGUAAAUAUUUAUUUAUUUCCAUUAAAAAGCCGCACCACAGAGCAACUACGCAAACCAUUGGUAAAUGGAUUAAGUGCUUUUUGAAAAAGAGUGGUGUGGACGUAAACCGUUUUAAGCCACAGAGUACACGGCAUGCGGCUACAUCUGCGGCAGCACGACAGGGUGUUAAUUUCGAUACGAUUAGACGGGCUGCAGGGUGGUCUGAAAAUUCCAAAACUUUUGCAAAUUUUUACAACAGACCUUUGGUCAACAAUAAUAAAGAUUUUGCGAAUGCUAUUUUGUCUUUGAACUAA